AUGGUUGAAUCUCCUCCUGUUUCUCCAACUCAUCAACCUCUGGAUAAUCAAUCCAAUGGAAACACUAGACUUGUCCUAGACCCUUACAUUAUUCACCACAGUGAUAACCCUACCACUGUUUUGUUUUCUCCACUUCUUCAAGGAGAUAACUAUGGUUCAUGGGUACGAGGUAUUACCAAAGCACUGAAUGCUAAAGGCAAAUUAGGCUUUGUUGAUGGAUCGUUACCUCCACCUGCUGAUGAUCUAACUCACCGAUGUUGGAAACGAUGUGAUGACUUGGUAGGCAGCUGGUUACUUAACUCUGUGCAUCCAGACAUUCGAGCCAGUUGCCUGUAUGCUGCAUCCUCCCAUACAAUCUGGAAAGACUUACAAGUAAGGUUCUGUAUUUCCAAUGCACCAAUCCUUUUUCGUCUUAAAUCUGCCAUUGCUAGCAUUCGUCAGGAAUCAAUGCAAGUCUCACUUUAUUACACGAAAAUAAAAACUCUCUGGGAUCAGUAUGACUCAUUGGUAGCCAGCACAGAAGCUUGCAUCUGUGGUGCUGGCAAAUCCAUGCUUGAACGAUUGGAACGAGAUCGUGCAAUGGAGUUUCUCCAAGGCCUCCAUGACAGAUUCUCCAAUCUUCGCAGCCAGAUUCUGACAAUGGAACCAUUCCCUACUGCCUUGAGGAUUUUUAAUCUCGUCCAGCAGGAGGAGGAACAGCAGAAUAUCACUUCCCUUCCUAUGCCUGUUGUCGAAUCUGCUGCACUCAACACCAAUCGACAUUUUCCUUCUUCCUCGUCUCCCUACUAG
Molecule: messenger RNA, 789 nt
Organism: Papaver somniferum (opium poppy)
Lineage: Eukaryota; Viridiplantae; Streptophyta; Magnoliopsida; Ranunculales; Papaveraceae
Exons: 1
Coding region: 1-789 (262 amino acids)
Source: RefSeq, a predicted model, not a curated record